Molecule: messenger RNA, 1729 nt
Organism: Durusdinium trenchii
Lineage: Eukaryota; Dinophyceae; Suessiales; Symbiodiniaceae
Source: the annotation of a GenBank genome assembly
UGCGUCUUACCGUCGGUGGAUGUCGGUGGCGAACGAAUUACCCCGUACUAAGUACUCCCUACGUACGUACACCUCGUCUUGUGAGGGCUGAUGGAAAUAGCUAUCGGUAUGUUGUCAAGAGCACGGGCAAUAGAGGCUAACUGAGUGUGUGCCUGUUCGUGAAGAAUUUUGCCCAAGACCUUUCAUUUGCCCAAGACAAGACCUUCAUGUGCUGUGGUCCAUCUCACGGGCACACUAUGACUCUGAUUUCAGCAAACUGUUGCUUUACCAAGCACGGACGUACCUCUCCCCCGCGCUCGGCCGCCCAAACUCGCUGGCAUUUGGCAUCAAACUAGCGUUGGCUUGCGAUUCAGUGUCCCAAGCGCUAUAAAGGAAAGGUACGAUGCUCCAGGGUGUCAGGACCAAGUCCAACAAGAGAACCAAAGCCACCUAGGCAUUCGUCGACGAUGGGAAAGCGAGCUGCGACACAAGCAGGUGCGCCAGCCUGGAAGAAGUUCCGUGGCAACGGCGUGAAGAGCAAAGUGAACACCAUCGUGUCAGCCUUGCGCGACGGCGGUUUAGACUCUGAGGUCCCGGAGACUGCACGUUGGAUGCUGGCCGAUGGCGCAUCCGCAGCCUUCGCCACCGUCGCGAACCGCCACAAGUUUCAGAUCGAGAUGUGUAACCUGAUCCUGGAAACCCUACAGGACAUUGCCAGCAGGCUGCAAAACAAAGUGGAUGAGGCCAAGAAGGAUGCCAGUGCGUUGGCCACCGAGCAGGAAUCGAAGAAGGCAGAGCUCACAGCUGCUGGGGAGAUCCUGACCGAGGCCAAAGAUGCAGUGGCAAAGAAGGCAGAGGAGCAUGAGGAGGCCAAGAAGGUCUUGAGCGACCUUGAACAGGCGUGGGCGUCGCUGGAGAGUGAGGGCGUCUCGGUGAAAAGGCGUCGGGAUCAGCAAGUGAAGGAGCAGACGAAGUUCACGGACUUCCUAGAGAACAUGUUGAAGGUUCUCCUGGAGAAGGGCCCAGAGGCUGGUGGCUCCGAGAAAGCCGCCAAGAAGAUGUGCGAGAAGCUCAUGAAGCAAGUCACUCAUUUGGGCGCCGAGCCAGCGUUACAAGCCUCAGCGCCAUCGGUGCUCUUGAAGAAGGCGGAGGAGCGACAAGGCUUCGACACUCAUGUGGUCGAGUCCGUCCAGGGUCUCUUGACGGGACGUUUGGAACAAAUCCAAAAGGCCUUGGACGAGAUCGCGGACGAGGAAAAGGCAAGAGAGCCACAAGUGACCGCGAAAGCAGAGGAAGUGACUCAGGCCAAGGCUCGCCUGGAAGACAUGAAGCAACAGCUGGAGGCUGCUGAAGAAGUGGCUUGUGAAAAGGAGGUGAACGUCGCGAAGAUGCAGUCGUCCCUCGAGGCCUUCGAGACCUCGGCACAGGAGAAGGCCAAAGCCAUCGAGGCGGCCGAGGCCAACGUCACCGUCUUCGCUGAGGUGCUGGCGAUCUACCACGACCUGCACGGCGACGCCGCGGAGGACGCCGAGAACGCCGCGGUGAAAGCGGAGGCCCUGACAGCGCCGGCGGUGUUGGUUUGAGAAACGUCUCACGCGGAGGUGGUCCAUCUGGCCCAGCGGGAGAAAGACCGCACGUCGCAGCACCGGGAAGAAGCCGCAGUCUUUUGUUGAGACUGCUUGCAGAUUCAGAGGGGGUGGGGUUGUUCGAUGUUUAGUGCGAAGUGGAAGAUCUCCAGAUGCAGAACGGC